Messenger RNA from Labrus bergylta (ballan wrasse), 1318 nucleotides. RefSeq names its product C-reactive protein. Lineage: Eukaryota; Metazoa; Chordata; Actinopteri; Labriformes; Labridae. The record is from RefSeq and is a predicted model, not a curated record.
CUCACAAUCUUUUUCCCUGCUGCACACACAGUUCAAGCACAGAUUUGAAGAUGAAGCUGCUGAUGCUGUUAGUGUUGUUGACAACAUGCACUGCAAGUCCUCAAGAUCUUUCAGGUAAAAUGUUCACCUUCCCUCUGAAAACCAACAACGCUCAUGUGAGACUGUUGACAUCUGUAGAUAGUUUGAGUGCUUUUACUGUCUGUCACAGGUCCUUUACAGACCUGAAGAAAGAUCAUUUGCUUUUCUCUAUGGCCACGCUUUCUAAUCCUAAUGCCUUCCUGACAUUUUGGGAUGCAACAAAUAAGGAGAUGGAGGUCCACAUCAGGGACAGAACAACUGAUAUGGCAGGGCUGGACUACAAGCUGAACAUGUGGCACUCUAUUUGUACCACAUGGGACUCUACAGCUCAACUGGUGCAGCUGUGGUUUGAUGGAAAACCUUUGGUUAAGAAAUUCACCACCUCUGGAACAAGAAUGCAAGGACCCUUUAUAAUAAUUUUGGGACAGGAGCAGGAUUCACACGGUGGGGGGUUUGACAUUAAUCAGUCAUUUGUUGGAAUGAUGUCUGACGUCCACAUGUGGGACUACACCCUCUCUGCUUGUGAGAUUCACAACUACAUGGACGAUCUAAACUUCACUCCAGGCAAUGUGCUCAACUGGAGGGCGCUGGAGUUCCAGACCUUUGAUAGAGUUUUGGUAGAGAAAGAACAAAUGACCUGUCAAUAAAUUUUAUGUUAAAUACCAACGAUAUUUGAGAAUUUUAGAAAUGUACCUUUCUGUAAUUAAGAUCCAGCAUAGACAGAGAAUCUCAUAAGACACAAUUAGGAAAAAUGCCAGGGUAACACAAUUUAAAUGGGUUUGUAUUCAUACAGUGGCUGUCAAGUGAAAUAGUUGAAAAUCGUACAUUAAGACAAAUGUGCAGUAGAAACAAAGCAAAUAAAAAAAGGACAUUGAAAGUCCACAACAAAUGCAACAAUUUAAAUGUGCUGCAAAUGAAAAAAAAAAAAAAGCUGCCAAAAGCUGAAAUAACUGCAUUAAGUCAGGGGAACAGUUGAUUAUUAAUGGGAGAGAGUGAGGGAGGCGAGGAAGUAAAGGUAUGGUUUGGAUGGGACAAUGACAGUUUGCUGACAGGGAGUGUGAAGGCUACUACCAAUACAGCAACUAGGAGAUUCAAAGUGAGUCCCGCCAUUUAUGCGUUUAAUUAAAUGUUUUGGUGUUUCAUGAAAUUAUUUUUGUUUUGUGACACAUUUUCAUGUUUGAUUCAAUAUGUUUGUGUUUUGUGAAAUAUUUCUGUCUUCAUUAAAUAAUUUUUCAUUUGG